Molecule: messenger RNA, 824 nt
Organism: Podarcis raffonei (Aeolian wall lizard)
Lineage: Eukaryota; Metazoa; Chordata; Lepidosauria; Squamata; Lacertidae
Gene: TMEM74B
Product: transmembrane protein 74B
Exons: 2
Coding region: 121-822 (233 amino acids)
Source: RefSeq, a predicted model, not a curated record
GGGGGAUGAGUAGGGGAGGGUCCCUGGCGGCGGAGAGGACCCCACCUUUGCCUGCAGCAACCGCCGUCGUGGGAGAGCAGCUGAAGUGCUGAGAGGGAUGAGCAAGGCGACUGCAUCCCAAUGGCGUCCUCACAGCCCCUGGAACUGACAGUCUUGGGGAAUGUACCUGGGCCCAGCCGUGGAGUCCCAGAAGGGGGACCUUCAGCACCACGGACAGCUCCUGGCUUGGGCAUUGAGAACGCCUCUUACCAGGGGGAGGAAGAAGAGGAAGAGGAAGAGGCAGAAACUUCCUUCCGGAACCGUCAAGGCACAGGAAGCAGCCUCAGGGAGCACACAGCACCCCCUAGGGGAGACCUCUCCCCACGGUCCGAGGACGGCCCUUUGCCGGACGCAGCAGGCAACUCAGUGGACUAUGGCUUCAUCUUGGCUUUAGUCUUCUUGGUCAGCGGGAUUUUGCUGGUGAUUGUCGCCUACAGCAUCCCGCGGGAGGCGCGAGUCGACCCGGAUUCUGUGUCCGCCCGGGAGAUGGAGAGGCUGGAGAUGUAUUACGCCCACCUAGGCUCCCACCUGGACAAGUGCAUCAUCGCAGGGUUGGGGCUCUUGACUUUGGGCGGGAUGCUGCUCUCCAUCCUCCUGAUGGUCUCUAUCUACAAAGGGGAGCUCUACCGGAGGAGGUCAUUCCCGGCUUCCAGUGCUCCCCGGAAGACUUACGGGUCUAUAAACCUGAGGAUGAGGCAGCUGAAUGGAGAAGGGGGGCAGACUUUGGUCGAGAACGAGGUCAUUCAGAUGACCGAAGUCACAAACACCAGCCAGAGCUGCUGACG